AUGGCACAAUCGAUAAACCCUGCAGACACGUUAGCGUGUACAUACGCUUCUCUAAUGCUGAGCGAUGCUGGUCUCCCCAUCACUGCCGAGAGCAUUAACUCCGCCUGCAAGGCUGCUGGUUUGGAAGUACGUGACACACUGCCCAUCCUUUUUGCUCGUUUCCUUGAGAAGAAACCGAUCGAAAGCCUUUUAGCUGCCGCUGCAGCCGUUGCUCCUCAAGAAGGAGCUCUUCCUGCUGCUCCGGCCGCUGCUGCCGCUGGUGGCGCUGCUCCUGCUGCUGCUGACGACAAGAAGAAGGAGGAAGAAGAGGAUGAUGACGAUAUGGGCUUCGGUUUAUUUGAUUGA
Messenger RNA from Trypanosoma brucei brucei TREU927, 345 nucleotides. RefSeq names its product 60S acidic ribosomal protein P2, putative. Lineage: Eukaryota; Euglenozoa; Kinetoplastea; Trypanosomatida; Trypanosomatidae. The coding region runs from base 1 to 345 and encodes 114 amino acids. The record is from RefSeq and is a predicted model, not a curated record. The transcript has a single exon. Gene Ontology annotation, biological process: translational elongation; cytoplasmic translation. Gene Ontology annotation, cellular component: cytosolic large ribosomal subunit; ribosome. Gene Ontology annotation, molecular function: structural constituent of ribosome; protein kinase activator activity; ribonucleoprotein complex binding.